AAAGAAAACAUCCCCAUAGCUACAGCCGUCGGGAACAAAAAGACCAUAGCGUCCCGGAACUGAAACUGAAAAUCGAUCCUCUUCUUCUCUGUAACACUUCAAUUCAAUGAGCAAUCAAUCUUUCGACGAAUCGAACAUUCUAGAAACCAAACUACAAGAUAAGAUAACCCAGAAACAAAUAUCAAAACGAGUUCCAGAUUUUGACCAAAACCAAGUUGCUGAUGAGGAGUUACAUAAGCUCCUUCUACCUGAUGUACGCGACCUUCCUCUAAUUCCACCCUCUUCAAUUGAGACCAACUUCGUCUCCUAUUUUGCUCCAGAUUUUAUAAAGCCAGGACACGACCAGUACGUUUAUCGCCAUGCCAAUGGUUUGUGUGUGAUCGGCUUGGCUCCUACCCAUGUGGCUUUUAAGGAUGGAGGAGGAAUCACGGCCGUUGAUUUCAAUGUUGGCAAGUCUGAUCGGAGUGGCAUUAAGGUCACUGGAAAGCGCAAAAAGAAUGCACAACACUUUGAGUCAAACACGGCUUUGUGUAAAGUUUGCACGCAGGAUGCUUUCUAUAUUGUCAGGUGUUGUGUUAAAGGCUCAUUGUUGGAAGUAAAUGAUAAGCUAAUCAAACAGCCGGAAUUACUUAAUUCUUCGGCAGAUAGAGAAGGAUACAUUGCUAUUAUCAUGCCAAAGCCAGCAGAUUGGCUGAAGGUCAAGGCUUCGUUACUGAGCCUUGAAGAAUACAAGAAAAUGAGAGAAGGUAGUUGAGUAUUGGGAAACUUGGAUCAAUUUCUGGCAUUGGAUUAAAACAAAAAAAAAGUCAUGCUGCCUUGCCUAGGUGCAUUCGCAGGGAAUCUCGCCCAUCAUCAGUAAUUACAGUGCCCUCCCAACAUGGCUUUUCUCUAGAUCUCAGUGGGGGAGGAUGAAUUGUAAUGCUAUCCCAUUUUUUGUGUUGUGUUAAAUUAUUUUAUCAAAUUUUCCCAUUAAUAGAAUAAGGACAAUAAUUAAGUAA
Messenger RNA from Hevea brasiliensis (rubber tree), 998 nucleotides. RefSeq lists its product as uncharacterized. Gene Ontology annotation, cellular component: nucleus. The record is from RefSeq and is a predicted model, not a curated record. Lineage: Eukaryota; Viridiplantae; Streptophyta; Magnoliopsida; Malpighiales; Euphorbiaceae. Bases 107 to 754 code for a protein of 215 amino acids. The transcript has 6 exons.